Messenger RNA from Nothoprocta perdicaria, 932 nucleotides. It is a transcript of the gene HIKESHI, whose product is annotated as Hikeshi, heat shock protein nuclear import factor. Gene Ontology annotation, molecular function: nuclear import signal receptor activity; Hsp70 protein binding. The transcript is spliced from 5 exons. The record is from RefSeq and is a predicted model, not a curated record. The coding region runs from base 83 to 676 and encodes 197 amino acids. Gene Ontology annotation, biological process: protein import into nucleus. Lineage: Eukaryota; Metazoa; Chordata; Aves; Tinamiformes; Tinamidae. Gene Ontology annotation, cellular component: nucleus; cytosol.
GGCGCGGUGGUUUCCGGCYGUCGGCACUCAUGGAGACUCCGGAGCAGCCGGGCGUCUGAGGGGCUCGGCGGCCGCUGCCGCCAUGUUCGGCUGCCUGGUGGCCGGCAGGCUGGUGCAAGCAGCUCCUCAACAAGUCGCUGAAGACAAAUUUGUCUUUGACUUGCCGGACUAUGAAAACAUCAAUCACGUUGUGGUGUUCAUGCUGGGAACUCUGCCUUUUCCCGAAGGAAUGGGAGGAUCUGUCUAUUUUUGUUAUCCGGACCAGAGCGGGAUGGCAGUGUGGCAGCUGCUUGGGUUUGUUACUAAUGAGAAGCCAAGUGCCAUCUUCAAAAUUUCUGGUCUCAAAUCUGGGAAAGGAAGCCAACACCCCUUUGGUGCCAUGAACCUCCCUCAGACUCCAACAGUAGCCCAGAUUGGAAUCUCGGUGGAACUGCUGGAGAGUUUGGCCCAACAGACUCCUGUGGCAAGUGCUGCUGUAUCAUCAGUUGAUUCCUUCACUGAGUUCACUCAGAAGAUGUUGGAUAACUUCUAUAAUUUUGCUUCCUCAUUCGCUGUUACUCAGGCGCAGAUGACUCCAAAUCCUUCUGAAGCUUUCAUUCCUGCAAACGUAGUUCUGAAAUGGUAUGAGAACUUCCAGAGACGUCUGACACAGAACCCUCUCUUUUGGAAAACAUAAGCUUAAAUCAUGGCAUUUGAAGUGCUUUCUAAAGAGUGUUACCUGAAAGAUGUAGUGAAUAUCCCCACUAAAUUUUCUUUUUGGGGGAGGAAAAAAAGAAAGGAACGAUUAGUCUGAAUAGACAACAUUAUAACUUUUAUAAUAUUUUCAAAUUAUUUAAAAUUAAAAUCCAUGAAAACUACUUGCUUUUUCUUUUAUUGAAGUACUUGGCUUCUGCUGGAAGUCAGUGGUGCAUAUGCAUAUUUAGAAAUACUCU